This is a messenger RNA of Saimiri boliviensis boliviensis (Bolivian squirrel monkey), 273 nucleotides long. The record is from RefSeq and is a predicted model, not a curated record. NCBI's taxonomy places the organism in Eukaryota, Metazoa, Chordata, Mammalia, Primates, Cebidae.
AUGGCCUCCCGCUUACCCUCAACCACGCUAACAUUAAAGCAGUUCAUAAGAAGGCAACAAGUUCUUCUCUACAGAAGGAUUUUGCAAACAAUUGGGCAAAUUCCAAAUGAUUCUGAUCACAAAAAACAGAAGGAUUGGGCAAGGGAAGAAUUCAGAAGAAACCAAAGUGCCACCGAAGAGGGCACAACCCGGGUGGUGAUUACUCAAGGCAAUAUGCAGCUCAAGGAGUUUGAAAAAACACUUGCUUUAGCAAAAUCUAUAGCAUUAUUCUGA